AGGACCGCUGGCUUGAUAACACCGCGAAGAACAAACCGAGACAUUUACCACCGAAAAUAAAAUAUCAGCCUCGAAUUUCGCACAAGUAAGACCUAUGCAGGCUUCGAGUCCGGAUAAAUUAAGGUGGAUUGUAUCGUCGUACGAAGAAAAGAGGCUCACUUUUGGUUUAAAAAAAAUAAACAGGAAGUUGUUAGCGUUGUGGGACGUGUAGUUCCGCUUGUAGGCCACUGAACGUGAUAACAACGCGUAGAAUAAAGAAACAACAAUAAAAUAACCUAAACUUCAUUGGAAGACCGUGCUUUUGGCCUUGGCGUUUGGGUAAUCAUGCCAGGGUUCACCUGCUGUGUCCCUGGGUGCUACAACAACUCCCACCGGGACCGGGAACUGCGCUUCUACACAUUUCCUAAAGACACCACGCUGAGGGAGCUGUGGCUGAGGAACAUCUCCCGGGCCGGGGUCAGCGGCUGCUUCAGCACCUUCCAACCCACCACGGGACACCGAGUCUGCAGUGUGCAUUUCACCGGCGGGAGGAAGACCUACACCAUCCGAGUCCCGUCCCUCUUCCCUCUGCGCGGGAUAAAUGAGCGCAGGAGUCGGCGGGGCAGAGGCAGGAAAGUGUCGGUUACUGCAGCGACCUCCGGGGUCGUGAUCAGCAAUGCCGAGGGCAAUGCCGAGUGCAAUGCUGGCGGCGAGGCGAGCGAUGACAGUAUCACCGUGGUUCAGAUCGGCCAGAACGGGGAGUACCUGGGCACGGCGCGGCUGCCCGCCCAGUCAGAGGGGACUUGUUACAGCGCCGACGAGCUGACCGCCGACGACUCCUCGGUGGAAGCCGCGUCCGCGCCUGUCCAGUACGUCAGUGUGACCAGCAGCCCGCUGGACCACUCGUACUCUCUGACCACCGGCACCACGUCGACCGAGCUGCUGCGGAAACUCAACGAGCAGCGGGACAUCAUCGCGCUGAUGGAGGUGAAGAUGAAGGAGAUGAAGGCGUCCAUCCGCGAGCUCCGGGUGAACGAGGCCAAGCUGCAGGAGGAGGUGCGGGAUCGGGACCGGCUGCUUUACGGGAACUCGGCGGCUUUUAGCGUCCGAAAGAAAAUCUGAUGGGUGAACAUCAACGGAGGCGACCCGUUACAGAGACUCAGACUAACGGAGAGGACACCGAGGGGUUUGCAGGCAACAGAUCCAGACCUAUUUUGUAUAAAACCACACGCGAUGACAAUGUAUUUUCAACAAGUAGAGCUGAUUUGUUGUUUGCCUGUGGUAAAGAGAACGUUAGGCUAUAACAAUAACAUCAUUGGUAACUAUCAUGCACACUCCCAUAUUCACAUACAGCUAAACCAAGGUGUUCAUUCAACCAGGACUCAGAGUUUGCACAGUCACACUUUAGGCCGGCAUACACACUUAAAACCAGACUGACAGGAAUAUGUUCAACACUUCCCAGUUGCAUAGAAAGUUUUUGUCUUUAAGAUUUCUCUCAUGUGUCUAGUUCCUUGUUUGUGAAUUUUAGUUUAGGAGGCAUUUAUAAUACACUGCAGAUCUGCAGAGGUAAAGUUCUCUAAUAUGAAACAUGUUCUUGUGAACAAAACACUACUCUCGGCACACUGUCAAUGAAAUGACUUCAUCUGAGCUGUCUUUAAAGUCACUUUAAGUGGUUUUCCAAGUUGUUUUCCUUUUAUUUUUGUGGUGAAAAAAACUUGAUCAACAGAAAAUGGAAUUAAAGGAAUUCCUUCAAACUUGAAGUGCCGCUCAAAAGAUGUAAUGAGUUUCUUGGUGACAUGGAUUUCAUUUGCUCAACCUUUUGGGUUUUUAAGAACAUCUUAAGAGAACUACAAAGAAAAACAUUUUCUUAAGAUACUUUAUGCAACUUGAACAUGUCCGUCUGUCGCAGAGGUUGUUGAAACAGGCCUGCUGGUUUCAGUGUGGUUCUUUUGUGGAUGUUUCUCCACACAGACAUUUAGUGGCUGCAUUUCUCCGUCCUGUACACCAGGUGUUUUAGACACGUUGAACUUGGUCUGACAGGUAUGCUCUCAUUUUGAAGUCCAUUUCGUUUUGAAAUGGUGUGUAUUUCCACUGAAUAAUUUCUCAGUUCAUGAAAUGUUUCCUGAUUUUAUCCAGUGUCACAGUUACAAAAUGUUGAGUCGGUAGUAUUUGUAAUGAUUUUACCGUCAAGUUGAGCGCUUAUAGCUCAACUCAAAUGGGUCACACUCAUCUGUCUCGGCUUCUUGUUUGGACUUUUUCUUACGAAAGAUGAGCAGAUUUUGAAUUUUCAAUAACUUAAGCAUUGUAAGUAUUUAUUUUCAUCUGUUCUGAGUUGUGGAAAAAGCAAUAGUUUGCAUCUUAGAAAAUCAUAAAUCAUAAAGACUCAAAUCUCAGGGUUGCUAACCAGUCGGCUGAAAGCCUCACUCGACAUUUAGCUACCCUGUCAUUGUUAAGAGACUGUCCUGAUAAAGAUAAUGCCUUAUUAAUAUUAAUGUGAUAGAUGUGAUGAAGAGUGCAAACCAUCCUUUGAGCUUGCUUCUGAAAUAUUACUUGUUAAAUAUUAAUUGGAGUUAUUUGUUGAGAAACAACACAAAAGCACUGACUCCUGCUCAUGUUUAUGUUUGGAUUGUAAACUAUGGUAAGCUUUAUUAUGGAGGGAUUACAAUAACAGAUGAAUUAAUUGGUUUGGCCAUAACAUGUUCAAUAAUAAUGAAAAGGCUAUUAAGAGAUACAAUUGUGUCCUCAGAUUUCUUUUAUUGGUUUAAAAGUUAAAAAAGAAAAUGAAAGGUUGUUUUUUAAACCGGCAAAUUGUUACAUAUGAAACCACAUUAAGAAAGUGUUUAUCUUAUUUUUCUAUGAUUUAGUUACAGUGCAAGCCCCACUGCAGUGUCUGGUUUCUGUUUGUUUAUGUACUUGAUUUAUCUCACUGGUUGAUAGAAGUCAAUAACACGUGGUAAAAUGUGUCAUGUUGCAACAUGACUUUCCCCCCCUAGAUGGCGGUGGCACAAAAGCUUGAAGAGCAGGAGGUUGAGCUCCUAAUUUGUCUGUCUGUGUGUGUUGGCAGCUUGGAUGGUCAUUUGCUUAAUUGUUACUUAUAUUAAAGCAGUGAAAUGUGGAA
Pseudoliparis swirei is the source of this 3097-nucleotide messenger RNA. RefSeq names its product THAP domain containing 11 (gene thap11). Gene Ontology annotation, molecular function: RNA polymerase II cis-regulatory region sequence-specific DNA binding. Gene Ontology annotation, cellular component: nucleoplasm. The coding region runs from base 325 to 1101 and encodes 258 amino acids. The record is from RefSeq and is a predicted model, not a curated record. NCBI's taxonomy places the organism in Eukaryota, Metazoa, Chordata, Actinopteri, Perciformes, Liparidae. The transcript has a single exon. Gene Ontology annotation, biological process: regulation of transcription by RNA polymerase II.